Molecule: messenger RNA, 2094 nt
Organism: Erpetoichthys calabaricus (reedfish)
Lineage: Eukaryota; Metazoa; Chordata; Cladistia; Polypteriformes; Polypteridae
Product: ras-related protein Rap-2a
Exons: 2
Coding region: 706-1257 (183 amino acids)
Biological process (GO): Rap protein signal transduction; negative regulation of cell migration
Cellular component (GO): plasma membrane
Molecular function (GO): GDP binding; GTP binding; GTPase activity
Source: RefSeq, a predicted model, not a curated record
CUUAGUACGGAAGCCGGGGAGGUCCGGCUGCUUGCGCGGUGGUGUGGGUCUCCACCCGAGAGUAUGGCUGCCGGGAGUGUAGUGGUGUGAGAAUGUGGCAGGGAGAGAUGAAGAGGAUGAAGAAGGAGUCCCGAUACUGAACUUGUUUUUUUUUUUAUUUUAUUAAUUUUAAUGGAGUUUUAUUUAGUGUUUUUUUUAGAUAUCGUCUGAGCAGCCCCUUUUAUUGUUUAUCUUUUUUGCGCCUCUCCAGGACCAUGCUCGAUUUUAAUAAGUUUAUUUUUUCCCGUUUUUAUAACACAUUGGUUUGUGUGACCUAAUGAAGAAGUGCAAGUUUUCAUUUUCAAAUUCCCUUUGCUGUUCCCAGAGAACCUAAGCGGAUUCGACAAACCUACAGUUAUCUGGUUACAGGGUUGGUGAUGUAUGCCACUAUGGUGGGCUGCUGUGGGACAAUGCUAUUUUUUGCCGAUUAUAAUUAGCUGCACCGUUUCGUGGAAAUGGGCCGAGGGUGCUUAUUAGUAAAAACAAACAUGCCACCGUUGCCUUCUUAAUUGAUUCUACGUUGCAAACACAUAUUUUUAAUUUUUAAGAGUGCAGGCUGAAGAAUCUCCCUCACUCCCCACCCCCCGAGUUUCCUUUUUCCUUUUUAUUUUUUUUUUUACCUUUCUUGAUGUGUGCUUAACACUAUUUUUGCUAUUUUUCGGAACGAUGCGUGAAUAUAAAGUGGUAGUGCUGGGCAGCGGCGGGGUUGGAAAAUCCGCCUUGACUGUGCAGUUCGUCACUGGCACCUUCAUUGAGAAAUACGACCCCACGAUCGAGGACUUCUACCGCAAGGAGAUCGAGGUGGACUCGUCGCCCUCCGUGCUGGAGAUUCUGGACACUGCGGGUACCGAGCAGUUCGCCUCCAUGCGCGAUCUCUACAUCAAGAACGGACAAGGGUUCAUCCUGGUUUACAGUCUGGUGAAUCAACAGAGCUUCCAGGACAUCAAGCCCAUGAGGGACCAGAUCAUCAGAGUCAAAAGAUAUGAAAAAGUGCCUGUGAUCUUGGUGGGGAACAAAGUGGACCUAGAAAGUGAAAGAGAGGUGUCUUCAGGUGAAGGUCAAGCCCUGGCAGAGGAGUGGGGUUGCCCCUUUAUGGAGACCUCGGCAAAGAGCAAAACCAUGGUGGACGAACUUUUUGCAGAGAUUGUGCGGCAGAUGGAUUACGCUGCCCAGCCCGACAAAGAUGACCCCUGCUGCUCCUCCUGCAAUAUACAGUAAUGGGAAUCUUGGAAUGCCAUUCAUUUACUGUAGUUAAACAAAAACACCAUUUUAAAUCCUAAAUAGGAUUGUGGGAAUGUUUACUUUUUUAAAAUGCAUAACAAGUCUUAUAAAAGGCACUGUAGUAAAGAAUACAGAAAGAGAAACGAAAAAGUGCAGAGGGAACUGAAGUGGAGGAUCUGGCUAGCGCUUUCUCUUGAGCUGAAAGUAACGCUUAGGUAACAAAUCUGUGAACCCUUAAUGUUCAUUCAAACCAAACCUUUUGGUACAAAUUAGGUAUUUAUCAAAAAGUUUGAUUUCACCAAAAUUACUUUCACAAAGUAAGUCACCUUCAGGAUGUUUUAUUAUUGUUUGGACUGGCCAUUGCACACAGUUCAAACAAGUUGAGUUUAUGUAAGAUAAAAACUGUUAGCGGUGCCUUAUGGUGCUCAACUCUACCAUGACAGAGAAGCUGAUUUCUCCUGAAUUGCAAAUGAAAAUAAGGCAACAUCGUUUAAAUACACCACGUUUUUAAGCAUUGGUUACAACCGGAUGCAUAAGCCAGGCGUUUCAAGACCUCUGUAUCAUUAAACAUUUUAUUAAAAAUAGUUACCUUCAUUUUUUUUUCAUAUUCACUUGCAAGAGUUAUUAAUCAUCAGCCUGUCAAAAAUGUCUUGAAUUGUUUGUUUACACUGCAGAAAUUCAAAUUUUUCUGUGUUUUACGUCUCCCUGCACACCGUAACCAUGGAGUAUUGGCAAGCUAUAUUAUACAGUAAGUGCUCCUACUCUAUUGUUCCAAGCCAUUGUGAUUUUUCACAUUUAAUAAGAAAUAAAUAAUAAAAGUUGUGUUUUUUUUAA